GCAGCAUUUUGCUCUAUAUGCAGGUCACUCUCCUCCUCCACAUUCGACAUAUAAACUGCCUGAAUCUGCUGAAGUUUUUCAUUAAUUAUACUAUUUUAUUAUAAAUUUCAUUCAGUUGGAAACUUUUCAAUAUCUUUGACUUAACAAAAAUUAAUUCAACUAUUUAACUAUCAAUUUUAACGUACUACAACUUUUAUUAUAAUGACAAGCUCGACAAACUUAAACCCUGAAAAGACCAUCUGUGUCUUCUGUGGAUCUUCUUUUGGAAAUAAAACUUCAUAUGCUACUCAAGCUACUGAAUUAGGAGCACAAUUAGCUUCAAAGAAUUGGGGCUUGGUUUAUGGUGGUGGAUCAACCGGUAUUAUGGGUGCUGUUGCUAGAGGUUGCGCCACUAAUGGAGGAUAUGUUCAUGGUAUUAUUCCAGAAGCUCUCAUUUCUAGAGAAAGAACUGAUGAAAAGGCUUUAAACUCUAAAUUGAAGGAAUCUAUCGAUAAUCAUGAUGGCUCUACUCCAAUUCCAGAUUCAAAGGAGUAUGGUAAAACAACUUUGGUUAAAGAUAUGCAUACCCGUAAAAGGCUCAUGGGUGAAGAAGCAGAUGCAUUUGUUGCUUUACCUGGUGGUUACGGUACUCUUGAAGAAUUAAUGGAAGUAGUUACUUGGUUCCAACUUAAUAUUCAUAACAAACCAAUUGUGAUUUUCAAUAUUGAUGGAUUCUAUGAUAACUUCUUGAAAUUCAUUGAAGAUUCAAUUAGCAAUGAAUUUGUAUCUGUCAAAAAUGGAGAAAUUAUUAAAGUAGCUACUACUGUUGAUGAAGUAUUUGCUGCUAUUGAAGAUUACAAGAUCCCUGAAGGCCGUUUCAACUUGAAGUGGGAUUCUACUUAAAAUUUUCGUAAUCAAUUUUGCUUCCUUGUUAGCUUUUCUUUUGCUUCGUUUGUGCCUUUAUAGACCGUUAUAAAGAUCUUGGCUGUUUAAUUGUGACCAAAUCAAUUUGCACUCAUAAAAGUAACCUAACUUGAAUUCUUGUAUUAAUUAAAAUUAAGAAGAAAGUUAUCAAAUUUAUACAUAACAUAUAUAUUAUAUACUAUAUACAUACGGAUUGCUGAUCCUAGUCGGCUUAUUAGAACUACUCAUCAGUGAAUAUAAAAUAAUUUCUAAUAAAUCACA
Scheffersomyces amazonensis is the source of this 1164-nucleotide messenger RNA. RefSeq lists its product as uncharacterized. Gene Ontology annotation, biological process: cytokinin biosynthetic process. The coding region runs from base 202 to 882 and encodes 226 amino acids. The record is from RefSeq and is a predicted model, not a curated record. The transcript has a single exon. Gene Ontology annotation, cellular component: cytosol. Gene Ontology annotation, molecular function: hydrolase activity, hydrolyzing N-glycosyl compounds. NCBI's taxonomy places the organism in Eukaryota, Fungi, Ascomycota, Pichiomycetes, Serinales, Debaryomycetaceae.